Molecule: messenger RNA, 3576 nt
Organism: Cynocephalus volans (Philippine flying lemur)
Lineage: Eukaryota; Metazoa; Chordata; Mammalia; Dermoptera; Cynocephalidae
Product: mitogen-activated protein kinase kinase kinase kinase 4-like
Biological process (GO): sodium ion transport; regulation of pH; proton transmembrane transport
Cellular component (GO): membrane
Molecular function (GO): sodium:proton antiporter activity
Source: RefSeq, a predicted model, not a curated record
AUGAAGACUGAUGUGUUUUUCCUGUAUCUCCUGCUGCCCAUUGUGCUUGAUGCCAGCUAUUUCAUGCCCACUCGCCUAUUCUUUGAGAACAUUAGCACCAUUUUCUGGUAUGCUGUGGUAGGGGCACUUAGGAAUUCUAUUGGCAUUGGGGUGUCUUCGUUUGGUAUCUGCCAGAUCGAAGCAUUUGGUCUCAGUGACAUCACUUUGCUCUAUAAUCUGCUCUUCAGCAGUUUAAUUUCCACUGUGGAUCCUGUGGCUGUGCUAGCCGUCUUGGAGAACAUUCAUGUCAAUGAGCAGGUGUCCAUCCUGGUCUUCGGAGAUGCAGUGACAGUGGUGAGUAACACGUGCCUGCUGCAUCACUCCGGCCCAUUGCCCAUCUGCACUGGCUCUGACGGUGACAGCUGGGGUGACUCCUGCAAGGAGGGUGGCUUCAUGGUCCUGUGCAACUUGUUCAAGUGCUUUUGCCAGAUGACAACCAUUGAGACCAUCGACGUGUUUGCAGGAAUUGCUAACUUCUCUGUUGUGGGAAUAGGUGGGGUGUUGAUCGGCAUCUUCCUGAUCUUCAUAGCAGCAUUUACGACCCGCUUCACUUACAGUAUCCAAGUGAUUGAGCCACUCUUUGUUUUCCUGUACAGUUAUUUGUCCUACAUAACGGCCGGAAUGUUUCACCUCUCAGGCAUCAUGCCCACUUUUGAGAGACAGCGGUCCCAGCAGUGCUCGUGCCCCUCCCUGGCAUUGCUGCAGACGAAGCCAAGCCAUUCACACUGUGCCCGCUGCAAUGAUACCUACACCCUACCCCAGAACAAUACCAUCAAGCUCUACAAGGAGCUCCGGUGCCCACUUAACGACUUUGAGCUGGUCCUGUGGUUCUCUGGCUCACAGGGCAAGAGCUACCCACUGUGCCCCUUCUGCUACAACCACCCGCCCUCCCAAGACAUGAAGAACAGGACUGGCACAUCUUCACAUUCAUCAUGUGAUUCACCAGGAUAUCAAGGUCCAGAACGUACUGCUGACCGAGAACGCAGAGGUGAAACUUGUGUGAGUGUUCAGCUGGACAGGAUGAUUGGGCAGAGAAAUACGUUCAUAGGCACCUCCUACUGGAUGGCUCCUGAGGUCAUUGCCUGUGACAAGAACGCAGGCGCCACCUAUGACUACAGAGAGUGCCAAUGGUGGGAGACGGAGGAGCACCGGCAGGCAGAGAGGCUCCAGAGCCGCUUGCACCAAGAACAAGCAUAUUUCCUGUCUCUACAGCGUGACCACAGGAGGCUGCACCCACAGCAGCCGCAACCACCGCCGCAGCAGGAAAGGAGCAAGCCAAGCUGUCGCGCUCCCGAGCCCAAACCCCACUAUGAGCCUGCUGACAGAGCUCAAGAGGUGGAAGAUAGAUUUAGGAAAACUAACCAUAGCUCCCCUGACCAGUCUAAGCAGACAGGCAGAGUAUUGGAACCACCAGGGCCUUCCCGAUCGUCUUUCUCCAGUGGCAACUCUGAGUCUGUGCAUCCUGCCCUGCAGAGACCAGCAGAGCCACAGGUUCCUGUGAGAACAACAUCUCAUUCCCCUGUUUUGUUCUGUUGGGAUUCCCCACUGCAGGGCAGCGGACAGCAAAAUAGCCAAGCAGGACAAAGAAACUCCACCAGCAGUAUUGAGCCCUGGCUCCUAUGGAAGAGAGUGGAGAAGCUGGUGCCCAGGCCUGGCAGUGGCAGCUCCUCAGGGUCCAGCAACUCAGGUUCCCAGCCUGGCUCCCACCCUGGGUCUCAGAGUGGCUCUGGGGAACGCUUCAGAGUGAGACCAUCAUCCAAGUCUGAAGGCGCUCCAUCUCAGUGCCUUUAAAAUGCAGCAAAACACCCUGAAGAUAAAAAAGUUUUUAGACUUCUCAAGCCUGUGGACAGGAUUUAUUUGACUGCACUGGCCAUAGGGCUUCGAGCAGUGGAAGAUGUGCGGCCACCUCACAAAGUGACGGACUACUCCUCGUCCAGUGAGGAAUCGUGGACGACAGACAAGGACGAAGACAUGGAACAGGAAGGGGCUGGUGAGUCCACCUCUGGACCAGAGGACACCAGAGCAACGUCAUCUCGGAAUUUGAGCAAUGGUGAAACAGAGUCCGUGAAAACCGUGAUUGUCUGUGAUGAUGCAGAGAGUGAACUGGCCAUGACCCCAUCCAAGGGGGGCACUCUGAUCAUCUGCCAGAGAACAGUUGACCAAAAGUGUGCCAGCCAUCAUGAGAGCAACAGCUUUGCCGGUCGCAUUCACCUCUUGCCCGAUCUCUUACAGCAAAGCCAUUCCUCCUCCACUUCCUCCACCUCCUCUUCCCCAUCCUCCAGCCAGCUGACACCCACCAUGUCCCCACAGACACCCCAGGACAAGCUCACUGCUAAUGAGACUCUGUCUGCUAGUAGCACACUCCAGAAAAACAAAGCUUCUUCCUCCUUUACACCUUUUAUAGACCCCAGAUUACUACAGAUUUCUCCAUGUAGUGGGACAACAGUGACUUCUGUCGUGGGAUUUUCCUGUGAUGGAAUGAGACCGGAAGCCAUAAGGCAAGAUCCUACCUGGAAGGGCUCAGUGGUCACUGUGAAUCCAACCAACACUAGGCCACAGAGUGACACCCCAGAGAUUUGUAAAUACGAGAAGAGGUUUAACUCCGAGAUUCUGUGUGCUGCCUUUCGGGGAGUGAAUUUGCUAGUGGGUGCAGAGAGUGGCCUGAUGCUGCUGGACAGAAGUGGCCAAGGGAAGGUAUAUCCUCUGAUCAACCGAAGACGAUUUCAACAAAUGGAUGUACUUGAGGGCUUGAACGUCUUGGUGACAAUAUCUGGCAAAAAGGAUAAGUUACAUGUCUUCUAUUAGUCCUGGUUAAGAAACAAAAUACUUCACAAUGAUCCAGAAGUUGAGAAGAAGCACGGAUGGACAACUGUAGGGGAUUUGGAAGGAUGUGUACACUGUAAAGUUGUAAAAUAUGAAAGAAUCAAAUCUCUGGUAAUUGCUUUGAAGAUUUCUGUGGAAGUCUAUGCGUGGGCACUCAAGCCAUAUCACAAAUUCAUGGCCUUUAAGUUAUUUGGAGAAUUGGUACACAAGCCAUUACUGGUGGAUCUCACUGUGGAGGAAGGCCAGGGGUUGGAAGUGGUCUGUGAAUCCUGUGCUGGGUUUCACGCUGUUGAUGUGGAUUCAGGAUCAGUCUAUGACAUUUAUCUACCAGCACACAUCCAAUGUAGCAUCAAACCCCGUGCAAUCGUCAUCCUCCGCACAGAUGGGAUGGAGCUUCUGAUGUGCUAUGAAGAUGAGGGGGUUUAUGUGAAUACAUGUGGAAGGAUCACCAGGGAUGUGGUUCUGCAGUGGGGAGAGAUGCCCACAUCUGUAGCGUAUAUUAGAUUCAAUCAGACAAUGGGCUGGGGAGAAAAGGUCAUAGAGAUCUGAUCUGUGGAAACUGGCCACUUGGACGGUGUGUUUAUGCACAAAAGGGAUCAAACUAAAUUCUUAUGUGAACGCAAUGACAAGGUGUUCUUUGCCUCUGUUCGGUCUGGUGGCAGCAGUCAUGUUUAUUUCAUGACUUUAGGCAGGACUUCUCUUCUGAGCUGGUAG